Ictalurus furcatus (blue catfish) is the source of this 14446-nucleotide messenger RNA. RefSeq names its product low density lipoprotein receptor-related protein 1Ab (gene lrp1ab). Bases 599 to 14224 code for a protein of 4541 amino acids. The record is from RefSeq and is a predicted model, not a curated record. Gene Ontology annotation, molecular function: calcium ion binding; protein binding. Lineage: Eukaryota; Metazoa; Chordata; Actinopteri; Siluriformes; Ictaluridae. The transcript is spliced from 89 exons.
ACGUCAUAGCUGUGAAGCGACCCCGCUGUAUAUGUGUGUGCGCGCGCGCGCGUGUGUGUGUCUGUGUGUGUGUGCGCGCUCAGUAUUUCUGUCCACCAGCAUCAGAGGCGGUGGGACUCAAUGAGUUAAAGGUGCCUUUUGUGUGUGUGUUUUUAUUUUGUUUUCUUUUUCAUUUCACGGGGUGUGUUUUUAUUUCCUCCAGUGCUGCGGUUGUCGGUUGUGAGCUGCGCCGUUAGUGCGGUCCUGGUUUGUUUAUAAAGCGGUGCUGCUGAGCGGAGAGACUGAAACGGAGCCUGUAGUCUACAUGGCCGCGCUGUUUUACAACGCGUCGCCUUUCUAGGCUUGGAGAAAAGCCCGCUUUCUCUGUGUGUGUGUGUUUUUUUUUUUUUACACCCCUCUCCUUUCCUCCCUCCUUUUUUCAUUGCAGCGACACGGGGUUAUUUCUCCAUCGCCAGCCAGCCCUGCUUCCAGUUUGCUCGGCGUUUGGAGAGCGUGGUGGCUCGGGGAACAACGGGAGCACUCUGCGCGCGCCACUCGGCGGAUUUGAUGAACCAUUCGCACAUUUCCAUUAGCAGCAGUGACAUCCAGCAAGGAGAACAUGCUGCCCACCUUACUGUUCGCCCUUGGAUUCAUUCUCACUCUGGAGGCUAUUCCUCACACCCAAGCUGUUGAAGCUCCGAAGACCUGCAGCCCCAAGCAGUUUGUGUGUAAGGACCAGGUGACGUGCAUCUCGAAAGGCUGGCGCUGUGAUGGAGAAAAGGACUGUCCUGAUGGCUCUGACGAGGCCGCCGAUAUCUGUCACCAAAGCCACGUGUCACAGUGCCCGCCCAACGAGUUUGAAUGUCGGGGCACAGACGUGUGUAUUCACCUGAGCAAGGUGUGUAACGGCAUCUCGGACUGCGUGGACGGACGCGACGAAGGCCAUCACUGUCUGGAAUUUGUGCAUAACUGCACCACUAUGGGCUGUCAGCACAGCUGCUCGAUCACCCCCUCUGGACCCAAGUGUUACUGCGGGAGCGGCUUUGAAGUCGGAGAAGAUGGCAAGAUGUGCAGAGAUUUUAACGAGUGCGCAGUGUAUGGUACUUGCAGUCAGACCUGCACUAAUACAGAUGGCUCCUACACCUGCAGCUGCGUGGAGGGCUACCUGCCUCAGCCGGACAACCGCUCUUGCAAAGCCAAGAAUGACCCGGUGGACCGUCCUCCAUACCUCCUCAUCGCCAACUCGCAGAACAUCCAGGCCACGUCUUUGAAUGGUGCCAACCCUGUCUCUGUAAGCACGCGCAAGACCACAGCCAUGGACUUCAUCUAUGCUGAGGAAACUGUGUGCUGGAUCCACGUUGGUGAUGCGCCAAGUGCCACCAUGCUCAAGUGUGCCAGAUUCCCUAACGCCAAGGGCUUCACCGAAGAGAAAACUGUUAACAUCUCCCUGAGUCUGCAUCAUGUGGAGCAGAUGGCCAUUGACUGGCUGACCGGAAACUUCUACUUCGUGGAUGAUGUAGACGAACGCAUCUUUGUGUGCACGAAAGAUGGAGCCACUUGCGUCAUCUUGCUGGACCUGGAGCUUUACAACCCCAAAGGCAUUGUGCUGGACCCAACCAUGGGGAAGAUGUUCUUCACCGACUACGGGCAGAUCCCCAAGGUGGAGCGCUGCGACAUGGACGGGCAGAACCGCACCAAGCUGGUGGACAGCAAGAUCGUCUUCCCUCACGGCAUCACGCUGGACCUGGUCAACAGGCUGGUGUACUGGGCCGACGCGUACCUGGACUACAUCGAAGUGGUGGACUACGAGGGCAAGAACCGACACACCAUCAUUCAGGGCCUGCUGAUUGAACACCUGUACAGUCUGACCGUGUUCGAGAACUACCUGUACGCAACCAACUCGGACAACGGUAACAUACAGCCCAAGACCAGCGUCAUCCGCGUCAACCGCUUCAACAGCUCGGAUUUCCAGGUGGUGACGCGAGUGGAUAAAGGUGGAGCCCUGCACGUGUACCACCAGAGACGCCAGCCUGCGGUGCGCAGUCACGCCUGCGCUCCUGAUCAGUUCGGCAAACCCGGAGGCUGUUCCGAUAUCUGUCUGCUAGCCAACAGCCACAAGAUCCGCACGUGCCGCUGCCGCUCCGGAUUCAGCCUGGGCAGCGACGGCAAGUCCUGCAAGAAACCGGAGCACGAGCUCUUCCUGGUGUAUGGUAAAGGUCGGCCCGGGGUCAUUCGUGGCAUGGACCUGCAUGCACGUGUGUAUGACGAGCACAUCAUUCCUAUCGAGAACCUGAACAACCCCAGGGCUUUGGACUUCCACGCCGAGACAGAGUUCAUCUACUUCAGCGACGCCACCACGUACACCAUCGGCCGGCAGAAAAUCGACGGCACCGAACGGGACAUCAUCGUAAAGAGCGGAAUCCACACUGUCGAGGGCAUAGCAGUGGACUGGAUGGGUCAGAACCUGUACUGGACAGAUGAUGGACCUGAGAAGACCAUCAGUGUGGCCAAGCUGGAGAAAGCCUCCCAGACACGCAAGACUCUCAUUGAGGGCAAGAUGACCCACCCACGAGCCAUAGUGGUGGACCCGGCACACGGUAUGAUGUACUGGAGCGACUGGCAGGAAGACUCGAGAGAUGCCAACCGAGGCAGCAUAAGGAAGGCGUGGAUGGACGGCUCCAACUCCGGCAUCCUCAUCACCUCCAAAAACAUGCUGUGGCCCAACGGCCUGAGUCUGGACGUCGAGCAGGACGUGCUUUACUGGGUGGACGCCUAUUACGACCGCAUCGAGAUGGUGUUGCUCAACACCACUGAGCGCAGGACGGUGUAUGAGGGGCAUGAGCUGAGCCACCCCUUUGGCCUUUGCCACUAUAAGAACUUCUUGUUCUGGAAUGAGUACCGCAUCGGAGGCAUUUAUAAGCUGGACAUGACGACUAAGAAGGUGACUCUGCUGAGGAGCGAGAGGCCGCCCAUCUACGAGAUCCGCACCUACGACGCCCAGCAGCAACAAACACCAGGCCAUAAUCCAUGCAGGGCCAAUAGCGGUGGCUGCAGCAGUCUAUGCUUGCUCACACCAGGAGGUCGUACCUGUGCUUGUGCAGAUGACCAGAUUUUGGACCUUGACAACAAGACCUGUAAAGCCAAUCCGUCCUACAUCCCCCCGCCUCAGUGCCAGCCCGGAGAGUUCGCCUGCAAGAACAACCGCUGCAUCCAGGAACGCUGGAAGUGUGACGGAGACAACGACUGCUUGGACAACAGCGACGAGGCACCGGAGCUCUGCCACCAGCACACUUGCCCUGCCGAUCGCUUCAAGUGCCAGAACAACCGCUGCAUCCCCAUGCGCUGGCUCUGCGACGGAGAUAAUGACUGCGGCAACAACGAGGACGAGUCCAACACCACCUGCUCAGCUCGUACAUGUCCUCCGAACCAGCACCCAUGUGCCAGCGGACGCUGCAUCCCUAAAACCUGGACGUGUGACCUGGACGAUGACUGCGGGGAUCGCUCGGAUGAACCAGCGUCCUGUGCCUACCCAACUUGUUUCCCACAAACCCAGUUCACAUGUGCCAAUGGGCGCUGCAUCAACGUUAACUGGCGUUGUGAUAAUGAUAAUGACUGUGGAGACAACAGCGAUGAAGCAGGCUGCAGUCACUCCUGUUCGAGCGUGCAGUUCAAGUGCAACAGCGGCCGCUGCAUCCCAGAGUACUGGACCUGUGACGGAGACAACGACUGCGGCGACAACAGUGACGAGAAGAGCGCCAACUGCACCAACCAGGCCACACGUCCCCCUGGAGGCUGCCACUCGGACGAGUUUCAGUGCCGCUUGGACGGCCUGUGUAUCCCCAUGCGCUGGCGCUGUGACGGUGAAAACGACUGCAUAGACGACACCGACGAGAAGCACUGCGAGGGCGUCACACACACAUGCAACCCGUCUGCGCAGUUCGCGUGCAGGGACUCGGCGAGGUGUAUCAGUAAAGCGUGGGUGUGUGAUGGAGACAGCGACUGUGAGGAUAACUCGGAUGAAGAUAAUUGCGAGGCGUUGUUGUGUAAACUCUCGCACCACGUAUGUGCCAACAACGAUUCGAUCUGCCUACCUGCAGAAAAGCUGUGCGAUGGCAAGGACGACUGUCCCGACGGCUCAGACGAGAAACUCUGCGACCUGUGCUCGUUGGAGAACGGCGGCUGUAGCCAUAACUGCACCAUCGCCCCCGGGGAGGGCAUCCUGUGCUCCUGCCCGACUGGCAUGGAGCUCGGCUCUGAUAACAAGACCUGCCAGAUCCAGAGCUUCUGCGCCAAGCACCUGAAGUGUAGUCAGCGCUGCAUCCAGGAGAAAGCCACCGUCAAGUGUGCCUGCUACGAGGGCUGGGCUCUGGAACCUGACAAUGAGAGCUGCAAGAGCACGGACCCUUUCAAGCCCUUCAUUAUUUUCUCCAACCGGCACGAGAUCCGUCGCAUCGACCUGUAUAAGGGUGAGUUCAGUGUGCUGGUGCCCAGCCUGAGGAACACCAUCGCCCUGGACUUCCACCUCAACCAGAGCUCCCUCUACUGGACCGACGUGGUGGAGGACAAGAUCUAUCGUGGCAAACUGUCUGAAAAUGGAGCCCUGACCAGUUUUGAGGUGGUGAUCCAGUAUGGUUUGGCCACUCCAGAGGGUCUGGCUGUGGACUGGAUCGCCGGAAACAUCUACUGGGUGGAGAGCAAUUUGGACCAGAUCGAGGUGGCCAAGCUUGACGGCACCAUGCGCACAACGCUCCUCGCUGGAGAAGUGGAGCAUCCACGAGCCAUCGCCCUUGACCCACGUGACGGUAUCUUGUUCUGGACAGACUGGGACGCCAGUUCUCCUCGAAUCGAGGCUGCUUCCAUGAGUGGCGAUGGCCGGCGUACAAUUCACAGAGAAACAGGAAGUGGAGGGUGGCCUAACGGGCUCACCGUUGACUACCUGGAGCGCCGUAUUCUCUGGAUUGACGCUCGGUCUGAUGCCAUCUACUCCGCUGCUUACGAUGGUUCCGGCCUGAUCGAGGUGCUGCGGGGACACGAGUACCUGUCGCACCCGUUCGCCGUCACCAUGUACGGGGGCGAGGUUUACUGGACGGACUGGCGCACUAACACACUGGCUAAAGCCAACAAGUGGACGGGGCACAAUGUUAUGGUGGUACAGAGGACCAACACACAGCCGUUUGACCUGCAGGUCUAUCAUCCAUCCAGACAGCCUCAGGCUCCAAACCCCUGUGCCGCUAAUAGCGGGAAGGGCCCAUGCUCUCACCUCUGCCUCAUCAACUACAACCAGACGUUCUCCUGCGCCUGUCCCCACCUCAUGAAGCUGCAGGCGGACAAACACACCUGCUAUGAGUCUCGGCAGUUCUUACUCUACGCCCGCCAGAUCGAGAUUAGAGGAGUGGACAUCGAGAAUCCCUAUUACAACUACAUCAUCUCCUUCACCGUGCCCGUGAUUGAUAACGUAACCGCACUGGAUUAUGAUGCCCAGGAGCAGCGCAUCUACUGGUCCGAUGUUCGCACGCAGAUGAUCAAACGAGCCUUCAUUAACGGGACAGGGGUGGAGACGGUGGUGUCGGCCGAUAUACCUAACGCUCAAGGCUUGGCUGUAGACUGGGUGUCCAGGAACCUGUUCUGGACCAGCUAUGAUACGAGCAAGAAGCAGAUCAAUGUGGCCCGUCUGGAUGGCUCCUUUAAGAACUCUGUCAUCCACGGACUGGACAAACCACACUGCCUGGUGGUACAUCCCAUGCUUGGAAAGCUCUACUGGACAGACGGGGACAACAUCAGCAUGGCCAACACAGAUGGGAGCAACCGCUCGUUACUCUUCACCAAUCAGAAAGGCCCCGUGGGGCUCUCUAUUGACUUUGAUGAGGGGAAGCUCUACUGGAUCAGUUCAGGCAACAGCACAAUAAAUCGCUGCAAUCUGGACGGCACAGGCCUGGAGAUCAUUGAAGGUGUAAAAGGCAAGCUCACCAGAGCCACCGCUCUCGCCAUUAUGGGGGACAAGCUGUGGUGGGCAGACCAGGGCACAGACCAGGUAGGCACCUGUGACAAGAAGGACGGAGGCAACUGGAAAGUUCUGAGGAAUGGCACGUCUCCAGUGAUGCAUCUGAAGAUCUACAAUGAGACGGUCCAACAGAAAGGUACAAACGUGUGCACUAAGAACAACGGUGACUGUUCUCAGCUUUGCUUGCCUACCUCACCCACCAGCAGAGCCUGCAUGUGCACAGCAGGCUACAACCUGAAGAGCGGCCAGCAGUCCUGUGAAGGUAUGGGCUCUUUCUUGCUGUACUCGGUGCAUGAAGGCAUCCGCGGAAUUCCUCUGGACCCAGUCGACAAAUCUGACGCCCUUGUGCCAGUGUCGGGAACGUCUCUGGCAGUGGGCAUCGACUUUCAUGCCGAAAACGACACCAUCUACUGGGUGGACAUGGGUCUUAGCACCAUCAGCCGAGCCAAAAGAGACCAGACGUGGAGAGAAGACGUGGUUACUAAUGGCAUUGGGCGUGUGGAGGGCAUUGCUGUUGACUGGAUCGCAGGGAACAUCUACUGGACCGACCAAGGCUUCGACAUGAUUGAGGUGGCCAGACUCAAUGGCUCCUUCCGCUACGUAGUCAUCUCUCAUGGUCUGGACAAACCCCGCGCCAUUGCCGUCCAUCCAGAGAGAGGGUACCUCUUCUGGACCGAGUGGGGUCAGUACCCACGCAUAGAGAGGUCUCAGCUGGACGGUUCAGAAAGAGUAGUCCUGGUCAAUGUCAGUAUCAGCUGGCCCAAUGGCAUCUCCAUUGAUUAUGAGGAAGGACUGCUCUACUGGUGUGACGCACGUACAGACAAAAUCGAGCGUAUUAAUCUGGAGACAGGCGGGAACCGGGAGCUGGUUCUGGCAGUUCACAACAUGGACAUGUUUGCCGUGUCUGUGUUUGAGAACUACAUCUACUGGAGUGACAGAACACACGCCAAUGGCUCCAUUAAGAGAGGAAAUAAGAACAAUGCCACCGAUAUGGUGUAUCUAAGAAAAGGCAUUGGUGUGCAGCUCAAGGAUAUUAAAGUCUUCAACCGAGCCAGGCAGCAAGGCACCAACAUCUGUAAGGACAAAAACGGUGGUUGUGAGCAGCUAUGUCUAUACCGUGGCAACGGAGCGCGCACCUGCGCGUGUGCCCAUGGCACGCUGGCCGAAGACGGGCGCAGCUGCCGCGACUACGACGGCUACCUGCUUUACUCUGAGCGCACCAUCCUGAAGAGCAUUCACCUGUCGGACGAAACCAACCUCAAUGCACCCAUCAAGCCUUUCGAGGACCCAGAUCACAUGAGAAAUGUCAUUGCUCUCACCUUCGACCACAGGGGCGGCGGCGGUAGAGGAGCCAACCGGAUCUUCUAUAGUGAUAUCCACUUCGGGAACAUUCAGCAGAUCAACGACGACGGCUCAGCACGCAAGACCAUUGUUGAAAAUGUGGGCUCUGUGGAGGGCUUGGCAUAUCACAGGGGUUGGGACACUCUCUACUGGACCAGCUACACCACCUCCACCAUUACUCGCCACACAGUGGACCAGACCCGCAGCGGCGCCUUCAACAGGGACACGGUGGUCACCAUGUCUGGAGAUGACCACCCCAGAGCCUUUGCUCUAGACGAGUGCCAAGGGUUGAUGUUCUGGACGAACUGGAACGAGCUGGCUCCCAGCAUCAUGCGGUCAUCUCUGUCUGGGGCUAACGUGCUGGUGAUUGUGGGUAACAGCAUCCGCACGCCCAACGGCCUCGCUAUAGACCAUCGUGCUGAGAAGCUUUAUUUCUCUGAUGCCACGCUGGAUAAGAUCGAACGCUGCGAGUACGACGGCAGCAACCGCUUUGUGGUCUUGAAGAACGCGCCCGUGCACCCGUUUGGCCUGGCUGUGUAUGGCGAGUACAUCUUCUGGACAGACUGGGUGCGCAGGGCUGUGCUCAGAGCGGAUAAAUUCGGCAGAGAUAUGAAAGUGCUGCGUGCCGACAUUCCCCAGCAGCCCAUGGGCAUCAUCGCCGUGGCCAAGGACACCAACAGCUGUGAGUUCUCUCCAUGUCACACCAAUAACGGUGGCUGUGAGGAUCUGUGUCUGCUCACCUCCGAGGGCCGGGUCAACUGCAGCUGCCGCGGAGACCGCAAGCUAGUGGAGGGCAACGUGUGUGUCGCUGAGAACACCACAUGCAACAGCGUGGAUGAGUUUGAGUGUGGGAAUGGCGACUGCAUCAAUUACAGCCUGACAUGCGACGGUCGAGCUCACUGCAAAGACAAAUCCGACGAGAAGCCGUCCUACUGCUCUAAUCGCGGCUGUAAGAAGGGUUACCGGCGCUGCCUCAACGGACGCUGCAUCAAGCACAGCUCCUGGUGCGACGGCACAGAUGACUGCGGAGACCGCUCAGACGAGCGUCCCUGCAACAUGACCCUGUGCAAUGCGUCGGAGUUCCAGUGUAAGGACGGUUCCUGCGUCUCCAACUCGAGCCGCUGUAACCAGGUGGUAGACUGUGAGGAUGCCAGUGAUGAAAUGAAUUGCAGCCCAACAGAUUGCUUGAGCUUCUACCUGUUAGGAGUUAAAGGUGUGACCUUCCAGAAAUGCGAAUACACCACACUGUGCUACGCACCUUCUUGGCAGUGCGACGGCUCAAACGACUGCGGAGACUUUUCCGAUGAGAGGAACUGCCCAGAGAAGAGGAAGCUGAAAUGUCCUGUGAACUUCUUCGCCUGUCCCAGCGGCCGUUGCAUUCCCAUGAGCUGGACUUGCGACAAAGAGAAUGACUGUGAAAACGGAACAGACGAGACGCAUUGCGAUAAGUUUUGCUCGCCAACGCAGUUCGAGUGUGGGAAUCACCGCUGUAUCUCCAGCUCCUGGGUGUGUGACGGCACCGAUGACUGUGGAGAUGGCACAGACGAGGGCAGCCGAUGCAAUUCGAAGACGUGCAGUCCCGAAGCCUUCCACUGCCCCGGCUCCCACUGUGUGCCCCAGCGCUGGAAGUGUGACGGGGAUAAAGACUGUCCAGAUGGAGCUGAUGAGGGUGUGCAGGCUGGCUGCACGAACAAUAAGACCUGCGAUGACACGGAGUUCCAGUGCCAGAAUAAGCAGUGCAUCCCCAAGCAUUUCGUCUGCGAUCACGACUUGGAUUGCCGUGACGGUUCUGACGAGUCUCUCGAAUGUGAGUACCCCACUUGUGCUCCCAACGAUUUCCGCUGUGAUAAUGGCCAGUGUCUAAAGCAGAAGAACUGGGAGUGUGAUGGCGAGUUUGAUUGUCAUGACCACUCGGACGAAGCCCCCGGUAACCUCCGCUGCACCGAGCCAGAGAAGCGCUGUAAUGACUCUGAACAUCUGUGCAACAACGGGAAGUGUGUGAGCGAGGAUGCGUUGUGUGACUGGAAAGACGACUGCGGCGAUGGCUCAGACGAGCACAACUGCUUCGUCAACGAGUGUCUCAACGGCAAGCUCAGUGGCUGCACACAGCUCUGUGAGGACCUCAAGAUUGGAUACAAGUGUCGCUGUGAGCCUGGAUUCCGUCUGAAAAAGGAUGGCAAGACAUGUAUGGAUGUGGACGAGUGCACCACCACGUACCCUUGCUCUCAGCGCUGCGUCAACAGCCAUGGCAGCUUCCACUGCUUCUGCGUGGAAGGUUAUGCGGUGCAUGCUAACGACUCAACACGCUGCAAGUCCUCUUCCGAAGAGGAGGCUUAUCUGCUCUUUGCUAACCGCUACUACUUGAGGAAGCUCAACCUAGAUGGCAGCAACUACACCCUGAUCAAACAGGGUUUGAACAACGCCGUGGCACUGGACUAUCACUAUGCAGAGCAGAUGAUCUACUGGACAGACGUGACCACGCAGGGCAGCAUGAUCCGCCGCAUGCACAUGAACGGCAGUAACGUCGAGGUGCUGCACCGGACAUCCCUGAGCAAUCCGGACGGUCUGGCGGUGGACUGGGUCGGGGGCAACCUCUACUGGUGCGAUAAGGGCCGAGACACCAUUGAGGUUUCCAAGCUGAAUGGGGCUUACAGGAGCAUGCUGGUCAACAGCGGUCUGAGGGAGCCUCGAGCUGUGACUGUGGACGUGCGCAAUGGUUAUCUGUACUGGUCAGACUGGGGAGACGUGCCUCACAUCGGCCGUAUCGGGAUGGACGGCACGGACCGCAGCAUCAUCGUCAAGGAUAAGAUCACAUGGCCCAACGGCCUCACGCUGGACUUCAUCAACGACCGCAUCUACUGGGCCGACGCUCGCGAGGACUACAUCGCCUUCGCUAGCCUCGACGGCUCCAACAGGCACAUUGUGCUGAAUCACGACAUCCCACACAUCUUCGCCAUGACUCUGUUUGAGGAUUACAUCUACUGGACCGACUGGGAGACCAAGUCCAUCAACAGAGCUCACAAAACACUGGGUACCAACAAGACCAUGCUGAUCAGCACACUGCACAGGCCUAUGGAUAUCCACAUCUACCAUCCCUACAGACAGCCUGCCGUGGAGACUCACCCGUGUCAGGUGGAUAAUGGAGGCUGCAGUAACUUGUGUUUGCUGUCCCCUGGAGGAGGUUACAAGUGCGCCUGUCCCACUAACUUCUACCUGGCUGCAGAUGGAAAACAGUGCCUGUCUAACUGCACGGCUAGCCAGUUUGUGUGUAAGAAUGAUAAGUGCAUCCCCUUCUGGUGGAAGUGCGACACUGAAGACGACUGCGGAGAUCGCUCAGACGAACCUGCUGACUGUCCGGAGUUUAAAUGUCGGCCGGGACAGUUCCAGUGUGGCACAGGCAUCUGCACAAACCCCGCCUACAUCUGUGAUGGAGACAACGACUGCCAGGACAACUCGGAUGAGGCCAACUGCGACAUCCAUGUGUGCCUGCCCAGCCAGUUCAAGUGCUCGCACCCGAGCCGCUGCAUUCCCGGAAUUUUCCGCUGCAACGGCCAGAACAACUGCGGUCAAGGAGAAGAUGAGAAAGAUUGCCCCGAGGUGACGUGUGCACCCAACCAGUUCCAAUGUGUCAUCACUAAGCGCUGCAUUCCCCGUGUCUGGAUGUGUGACCGUGACAACGACUGUGUGGACGGCUCUGACGAACCAGCCAACUGCACUCAGAUGACGUGCGGUGUGGACGAGUUCCGCUGUAAGGACUCGGGUCGCUGCAUCCCUGCACGUUGGAAGUGCGACGGUGAGGACGACUGCGGCGACGGCUCGGAUGAGCCCAAGGAGGAGUGCGAUGAGAGAACGUGUGAGCCUUAUCAGUUCCGCUGCAAGAACAACCGCUGCGUCCCGGGCCGCUGGCAGUGCGACUACGACAACGACUGCGGCGACAACUCCGAUGAGGAGAAGUGCGUGCCGCGUCAGUGCUCGGAGAGCGAGUUCGCCUGCACCAAUGGGCGCUGCAUUGCUGGACGAUGGAAAUGCGACGGCGACCAUGACUGCGCUGACGGCUCUGACGAGCAUGGCUGUGCUCUAAAGUGUGAUGCCGACCAGUUCCAGUGUAAAAAUGGCCACUGCAUCCCAUUGCGCUGGCGCUGCGACGCUGACGCUGACUGCAUGGAUGGCAGCGAUGAAGAGAGGUGUCAUGACACAGUAGAGCGUCUCUGCCCCAACGACGAGUUCCAGUGUAACAACACUCUGUGCAAGCCGCUGGCCUGGAAGUGCGACGGCGAGGACGACUGCGGCGAUAACUCUGAUGAAAACCCCGAAGAGUGCCGGAAGUUCCUGUGUCCGCCCACCAGAAACUUCCGCUGCCUGAACGAUCGCGUGUGUCUUUGGAGCGGCAAACGCUGUGACGGUAUCAACCACUGCGGAGACAACUCGGACGAGACGAACUGCGAUGAGAAGGCGAGCAAGUGCGGCAAGGACAAGUUCCAGUGCAGCAACGGCAAGUGCAUUAGCUCCACCCUGCGCUGCAACUAUUUCAACGACUGCGAGGACUACGGCUCUGAUGAGAUCGGCUGCAAGACAGACACUAUGCUGAACGACUGUAAGAGUAACAGGUCUCUGUGCGGAGAGACGGAAGAGGUUCACUGUACGACGAACGGCACCGACUCGUUCUGCUCCUGCAAACCCGGCUUCGAGAACAACGGCUUCGGCAACUGCCAAGAUAAGAACGAGUGCAGACAGUUUGGCGUGUGCUCUCAGAUCUGUAACAACACCAAGGGCUCUUACAAGUGCAGCUGCCACAAGUACUUCACCAAGAUCAGCGACACCUGCAAGGCUGACAGUUUGAAUAUCAACAGGCAGGUGCUCUACAUCGCCGAUGAUAACGAGAUCCGCAGUCUGGACCCGGGCAUGCCCAACUGGGUGUACGAGCAGACCUUCCAGGGCGACGCCAACGUGCGCAUCGACGCCAUGGACCUGCACAUCAAGACCAACCGCAUCUUCUGGACCAACUGGCACACCAGCGGCAUCUCCUCCUUCCAGCUGCCCUCCACUUCCUCGUCUUCGUCUUCCGGCACCUCGUCCAACUCUCACCGGAACACGCGGCAGAGCGAGGGAACAGUCGCCAACCUCGCGAUCCCAGGUCUGAAGACACCCAGAGGCAUUGCUGUGGACUGGGUGGCCGGGAACCUGUACUGGACAGACUCGGGCCGAGAUGUCAUCGAGGUGGCCCAGAUCACCGGCCAAAACAGGAAGACGCUGAUCUCGGGCAUGAUCGAUGAGCCCUAUGCCAUUGUUGUGGAUCCACCAAGAGGGACCAUGUACUGGGCGGACUGGGGAAAUCACCCCAAAAUUGAGACCGCAGCCAUGGACGGCACUCUGAGGCAGACGCUGGUGCACGAGAACCUGCAGUGGCCCACAGGUCUGGCAGUGGACUACUUCAACGAGCGCCUGUACUGGGCCGAUGCUAAACUGUCUGUGAUCGGCAGCGUGCGUCUGGAUGGCACAGACCCCGUGGUGGCCGUGUCCAACGUCAAAAACAAUCUACUCCACCCGUUCAGCAUCGAUAUCUUUGAGGACUACAUCUACGGCGUCACCUACAUCAACAACUUCGUGUUCCGCGUCAACAAAUUCGGCAGAGGCACAAUGGAGAACCUGACCACAGGCAUCAAUCACGCCACUGACAUAGUGCUCUACCACCGCUACAAACAGCCCGAGAUGGCGAACCCAUGCGACAGGAAGAAGUGUGAAUGGCUGUGUUUGCUCAGCCCCAGUGGUCCGGUGUGUACCUGCCCUAACGACCGUGUGGCUGAUAAUGGCACGUGUGUGGAACUUCCUCCAGCCACUCAGGCCCCCGUCACCCCUACGUGUAAUGUUCAGUGUCUGAAUGGAGGCAGUUGUUUCCUGAACGCUCGCAGUCAGCCCAAGUGCCGCUGCCCCACCAGCUACAGUGGUGAGAGGUGUGAGAUUGACCAGUGCAGAGACUACUGCAAGAACGGAGGAACCUGUUCUCCGUCGCGCACCGGUGCUCCGACGUGCCGCUGCCCGACAGGCUUCACUGGGCCCAACUGUAACCAGAACACGUGCAAAGACUACUGCCAGAACGGAGGCAGCUGCACUGUGAGCCUAGGGAACCAGCCCAUGUGCCAGUGCCUCGACAGCUUCCUGGGAGAUCAGUGCCAGUACAGCCACUGUGAGGGUUUCUGUGAUAACGGUGGAACCUGCCUGGAGACGGCGAACGGCACCAAGCAAUGCCGCUGUCCCUCGAAGUUCCUCGGCCCCACCUGCAGCCUGGACAAGUGCAUGUACUGCGGCCAAGGCAAAUGUGUUCCUCAUCCCACUGAUGGAGUGGUCUGCAGCUGCGCUAAUGACCGGACACUGCCCAGCUGCUACAGCUGCAGAGACUUCUGCAUUAACGGCCAGUGUUUCUUAGACCAGCGAACCAUGCUCCCGUAUUGCAAGUGUCCUUCAGGAUGGAUUGGCUAUCGCUGUGAGCUCACUGCUUCUUCUGCAGGCUCAGGAGACUCCUCUGGCAACGCCCUCUCCGUGAUCAUCCCAGUGCUGCUGCUGCUGUUACUGGCACUGCUGCUGGUUGGCGCCAUCUUGUGGUAUAAGAAGAGAAUGCGUGGUGCUAAGGGAUUCCAGCACCAGAGGAUGACCAAUGGGGCUAUGAAUGUAGAAAUCGGGAACCCUGCAUAUAAGAUCUACGAGGGAGAGCCUGACGACGACGCCGGAGAGCUGCUAGACUCGGACUUCACUCUGGACCCAGACAAGCCCACAAACUUUACCAACCCGGUGUAUGCUACGCUCUACAUGGGCGCCCACAACAGUCGCAACUCUCUGGCCAGCACGGACGAGAAGAAAGAGCUGCUGUCUGCAGGGGACGAGGACAUGGGCGACCCGCUGGCGUAGAGCUGCCUGCACCAAGCUGCGCCACUGGUGUCUGCCCACCCACAGACCCCCCCCCCCAUGCCUUUACAAUAGCGGAAGAAAAGCAACAAGAGAGCGAGAACACUGUACAAAAUGUAAAAAAAAAAAAAACAAGAAAAAACACAAAAAAAAAAUAAUGAAGGACUACUUUUGUAUGUGAUUGCAGUAUUAUAUUUUAUUCUUUUGGUCAGAAAAAAAGGAAAA